Molecule: messenger RNA, 1477 nt
Organism: Papaver somniferum (opium poppy)
Lineage: Eukaryota; Viridiplantae; Streptophyta; Magnoliopsida; Ranunculales; Papaveraceae
Product: transcription factor bHLH93-like
Exons: 4
Coding region: 223-1224 (333 amino acids)
Biological process (GO): regulation of DNA-templated transcription
Cellular component (GO): nucleus
Molecular function (GO): DNA-binding transcription factor activity; protein dimerization activity; sequence-specific DNA binding
Source: RefSeq, a predicted model, not a curated record
AAUAUUUCAAAUAUUGGUUGGAUUUCAAGUUUCUGUGAAAAUGACCUGAAAACCACACGCAGACCCACAGUGGACAGAGAAACAGUAGAUAUGGAUUCCAUUUUCAAGCUCAUCCAGAUACUAGUAUGGGCUCUCUCUAUUUUCUUAUACACUCACUUACACUUAACUUCUUCAGCUAACUCAUAGGUGUAACUUUGAUAGUCUUCAGAGAAAGAGAGAGUGAUGGAGCUAAAUGAGAAUGGGUUCUUGGAAGAGUUACUAGAGCUAAGAAGGGAGACAUUGCAAACAUUUCCUACUGGAAUAAAUGAUACUCAUCAGUUUACACAUGAUGGGUCUGCUAGUUUCAGUUAUUUUAGCGAGUACCCAAGUUCAGCAAUUUCUUCUAUCAAAGGAUUUCCAAUACCAACUGAAGAACCUGGUUUUAGUUAUGGAUUCAAUGAAGGUUACUACCCGUUUGAAGAGGAAUUAUCAACACAGUCGACGGUUGUUGAUACAUCGUAUUUGAAACACGGGACAUUACCAUUUCCAAGUACACAAGAUAAUGGACUAGUAAUGGGCAAUGUGGAAUCUCAACUGUUUGCAGAUGAUCUCCGGAAUAUACUGGGUGAGAAACAAAGCAAAGUGGAAGUAUUCCCACCAACUGAAAUUCCAAUCAAGCUCAAUAAGAAUUUAUGUAAAGAGAGAAAGAGCCGUGUGAAGAAGAUUGAGGGACAACCGUCUAAGAAUCUAAUGGCAGAAAGACGAAGAAGAAAGCGGUUAAAUGACCGUCUUUCGAUGCUUCGGUCGGUAGUUCCUAAGAUAAGCAAGAUGGACAGGACAUCUAUUGUUGGAGACACAAUUGAGUAUAUGAAAGAGCUCCUGGAGAAAAUCAAGAAUCUACAAAACGAGACUGAAGUGGGUUCAGAUCAGUUGAGCCGAAUGGGGAUAUUCAAGGACCUAAAACAAAAUGAAAUUAUAAACUCGCCAAAGUUCCAUGUAGAACGAAGAAGAAACGAUACCAGGGUCGAGGUCUGCUGUGCAGGCAAGCCAGGAUUGCUGCUUUCGACAGUAACAGCCAUCGAAACACUAGGACUUGAGAUUCAACAGUGUGUUACAAGUAGUUUCAAUGAAUUUUCAAUGCAAGCUUCUUGUUCAGAGGUACUUGAGCACAGGCUGUUGAUAAGCACUGGCGAGAUAAAGCAAAUUUUGAUCAGAAAUGCAGGCUAUGGAGGAAAAUGUUGUUAGGAGAGUGUACUGGCAAGUACGCCUGUAUUGAGGUUAUGAUAAUCUUUUAUUGGAAUAAGCAGCGUUAGGCUAGAUAAUAGUCAGCAACAAACCUUCGUUUUAUUUGUCCAAAGAAGUUUCAAUAAGUCGAUUUCUUCAUACCUGCGCUAUUAACAUUUUGGAGAGACAUGUAUGGUGCCAUCUUUUCCACUUUUAGUACCUGUAACUGAAAACACCUCUUCAAUUACGAUUGCAUUUAAAAAAAUAUAUAAUU